Molecule: messenger RNA, 626 nt
Organism: Galleria mellonella (greater wax moth)
Lineage: Eukaryota; Metazoa; Arthropoda; Insecta; Lepidoptera; Pyralidae
Product: histidine-rich glycoprotein-like
Exons: 4
Coding region: 29-550 (173 amino acids)
Cellular component (GO): extracellular matrix
Source: RefSeq, a predicted model, not a curated record
AAAGGAACUCCAUUGACAACUAACAAUCAUGUUUCUUAAAAGUAUUGCCAUCAUUGCCAUCAUAGGCGCUUGUCAAGCUGUGGAACACGCCUACUCCUCACAGAAAAUUGUUGUACACCAUCCAGAACCCAAGCAUCAUGAGCCUGAACACAAAGAGCACGUUGCAGCAGCGCCUGUAGAAAUUAAGAAAGCUAUACCAGUAGCCCACCAUAUUGUAAGCUCCAAACACCAAGAACACCAUCACAAACCAGCUGUUUCUUCACAGCUGUUUGAACGUCAUGAUAUACCUGCUCAUCCACCUAAAGGCUUCUCUGAACACCAUGGUCCAGCCAAGUACGAGUUCGAGUACAAGGUGCACGACCCGCAUACCGGUGACGACAAGUUCCAGCACGAGACCCGCGACGGUCACCACGUGAAGGGAGUCUACAGUCUGCACGAGGCUGAUGGGUCCAUCAGAACUGUACACUACUCAGCCGACAAGAAGCAGGGAUUCCAAGCUGAUAUAAAGCAGACUACAAAACAUAUUUCGGAGCACAAGCAUCAUCAUUGAAACAAGGAAAACGUUUUAUUGUUCCAUAGUUGAAGUUGUACCUGCUUGUUAUUUUUAAAUAAAAAAUUUAAAGUUA